Molecule: messenger RNA, 3049 nt
Organism: Symbiodinium necroappetens
Lineage: Eukaryota; Dinophyceae; Suessiales; Symbiodiniaceae
Source: the annotation of a GenBank genome assembly
GUACGAGAAGCAUCAUCAGCUCAGCUACACAAGCGAGGCGUUGGAAGCUUCCGUGAAGCUCUCCUGCCAGUUUAUUGCGGACCGCUACCUUCCAGACAAGGCCAUUGACGUCAUGGACGAAGCCGGCUCCAAGGUCCGGCAGCAGCUCUUCCAAGCGGUGGAGGAGACGCAGAAUGCGGCCGAGCAGUGGGCAGCAGGAAGAGAGCUGGAGGAGGUCACGGCCCAAAAGGCCCGGGCGGCCCGCGAGGAACGCUUCGAGGAGGCUGCGGAGCUGAAGCGCAAGGAGAAGGAGUUGGCCGAGCGUCUUGCAAGGCUGCAAGCUUCGGCGGAAAGUGCAGACCCGCAGGGCCUCGUGAAGGAACUCCAAAGCCUCGGAGCGAAGAUCCGCGAGGCUGUGACGGCCGAGCGCUUCGUGGAGGCCCAGGAGCUGAAGGCAAGGGAGAUGCAGGUGGCCGAGCUUUUGCAGCAGAGCGGCGUCCCCAGCGAGGCCACCCUCGUUCGGCAGGUGACAGCCGAGGACGUGGCGCAGGUGGUAUCCAGCUGGACGGGCAUUGCAGUGGAACAGGUGAGUGCCAGCGAGUCGUCCAGACUCCUCCAUUUGGAGAAGGAACUCCACGAGACCAUCAUUGGACAGGACGAGGCCGUGCGCAGCGUCUCCCGUGCCCUCCGCCGGGCGCGCGCGGGCCUGCGGAACCCGCAGAGGCCCAUGGCCGGGUUUUGCUUCUGCGGGCCCACCGGGGUGGGCAAGACUGCGCUUUGCAAGACCCUGGCCUCGACCUUCUUUGGCUCGGAGGAGACCAUGAUCCGCCUGGACAUGAGCGAGUUCAUGGAGAAGCAUACCGUGGGGGAGCCCAGGGAUUCCUCGACUCGCUCCCGGGCUCUGGUUCCGCCCUUCUCUGCCGGAGGUCUGAGCAAUGCACUCUCUUUGCGCAUGGCUCCAUGCUGCAGUAUACCAGACGCCAUGGACGCGGCGGAUGGGAAGAUCGGCGGUGGCGCCUCACCGGAGGAAGCCGAGUUCCGGGAGUUUACAGCCACUCUAUGGUCCCGCGGUCUCGCCCGUAGCUGCUGCGACCUCUUCCCAUCGACCUUCCGAAGCAACGACAGAGGUCUCGAAGUUGCGGUCUUCGACUGGUCGUCGCUGGAUCUUGCGCACCAUGCAUCACUGAUCGUGUACGUGCCGUCCAUGGAUUUGAUCCAAUUCCUCCCACGCUUGGCGGCAUCUUCCCCAGAAACGCGCAUCACCUUGGUCACGGGACAGGAGGAUGUGGGAGUACCAUGCGAGCUCUUCGGAGUUCCCAGGCGUCGUCCAGAGUUCUUUGCGGUGCACCCCGACGCGCCCUCGCACCAGGCUCGGAGCUGGGCGUUGUCCUGGGGGAACUUGUCGAGAUUCCUCGGUGAUCCGCGGCUCCUCCGUUGGUUUGCACAGAACUACGAUGCCUCCGACUGUCUUGCAGGAGAGACGCUGCGGAAGCUGGCGCCCUUGCCCUUGGGUCUGGAUUUCCACACCGCCUCGGAAAAGGCUCUGCACAUGAGCGUGCGCCAGCAGCAACGGCAGCUUGAGCUCUCACGAGAGGAAGCAUUGCCUUUUGCCGAGAGGUCAUCGCAUGUGCUGCUGCCAGUGGACUGCGCGGCCGUGUCCUGGUGGCAGCCGCCUCUCCGGACCGGGAGGUGCGUCGACCGGCGCUGCGCCUGCGAGGCGCUGAAGGGCAACUGGACCCAGGUGCCUUGGAGAUCCUACCUCCGGGCCCUGGGCCGGCAUGCCUUCGUCGCGGCGCCCCUGGGCCACGGCCUGGACUCGCACCGAGUCUGGGAGGUGCUGCUGAUGGGAAGUGUGCCAGUGGUCAUCGCAUCAAGCUUGGAUGGAUUGUACGCAGAGUUUCCGGUCGUGAUCGUGCAGUCCUGGUGGGAUGUGCCUUUGAAUGCCUUUUCCUGGAAGAAGCAGAUCUCGCAGAAAUGGGGGGCUCAGCCGUUCUCUCCGAGGGUGCUACAGCGGCUCACUAGCGGUUAUUGGGCCGGCUUGAUCCGCGGCUGGCACGAAGCCAUGCAGGAUUUCAAAGGCGGAGCAAUGAGUUCGCCAUGCAAGCUUGGUCAGACCUCUUGCGAUAUCUUUCCGCAGCGUACUGCCGUGCGCAGUGCCGCCAGAGUUGGCUACAGCGACGGGGGAGCCCUCACCGAGGCGGUGAGGAGGCGACCAUACUCCCUGGUGCUCUUCGACGAGGUGGAGAAGGCCCACCCGGAUGUCUUCAACAUCCUUCUGCAGCUCCUUGAUGACGGCAGGCUGACGGACUCCAGAGGCCGCGUCGUCUCCUUCGCCAACACCCUCGUGGUGAUGACCUCCAACAUCGGAAGCCGCUCUGUGCAGAAGUCCGCAGCAGGUGGCCUGGGCUUGGGCUUCGGCGUGGGGGAGGAUGUGGAGGAGGACAAGUACAGCAAGGUCAAGGAGCUCGUCCACGAGGAGAUGAAGAGCUUCUUCAGACCGGAGUUCUUGAACAGGCUCGAUGAGGUCAUCGUCUUCCGACCUCUGAAGGAAGAUGAUGUCAGGGCCAUCGCAGAGGUGGAGUUCAAGAAGGUGAUGGCCAGGCUUGCCGACAAGGACCUGGAAGUCACACUCUCCCCGAGCUUCAAGGAGCAAGUGCUGAAGGAAGGCUACGACCCGGCCUACGGGGCGAGGCCGCUGCGCCGGGCCAUCACACGCAUGCUCGAGGACACGCUGGCCGAGCAUCUCCUGCAAAAUGCAGCCGAGUCUCGGAAGGAGAAGCGUGCCGUGCGGCUGAGCGCGUCGGAGACGGGCGAGGUGCAGGUGGACGUUCUGAGCCGGCUCUCCGACAGCUCCGAUACGUCCGAUGCCCAGUCCUGGAAGAAGCCACGGCGAGCAGCUGAAUGCCUUGUUUUCAUUGUGCAGUUGAAGGCACGUGCCUUCGCUGGUCUGCUACUGAGCCCAGAUCAGGCCGUGCUGAGUUUCAUUCGUUCCAUUUCAGCGCCUCCAAGCCGUAGAAAAGCCCUGGAAUCUAGGACAGGCUCCCAGUCCCUGUGUGCUCUCUAUUUGUAG